This is a messenger RNA of Aplysia californica (California sea hare), 2169 nucleotides long. RefSeq lists its product as uncharacterized. NCBI's taxonomy places the organism in Eukaryota, Metazoa, Mollusca, Gastropoda, Aplysiida, Aplysiidae. The record is from RefSeq and is a predicted model, not a curated record. The transcript is spliced from 4 exons. Bases 374 to 1333 code for a protein of 319 amino acids. Gene Ontology annotation, cellular component: membrane.
UAACGAACGACAGUUUUUUUUUCUUUCUCUGUCCUCUCACAGAUUUUUGUUGACACAGUCAACAGAAGAAGUACGAUUUUGUGCAGCGAGGAGAACGUUUUUGGGGGGUUUUUUUUGCAGUGUGGGAUGCGCGGUUCAGCUGUGUGCAUGACGUAACGAACAACACCUCUGCUAUACUCUUUUGAGGGAUUCUGUGUCGGUCUCAUAACGAGGCUGCUGUGGGAAGCAACUUGUUGUAGUCUGUGCUAAUACUACUGAAACUUUUCAAAGAUUUCAUUUCAGUACGUCAUCUUACAGUAAUUUUAUUCCCGUCUGAUGGAGUAGCGUGUCAAGUCAAGAGUGCAGACAAUAAUCAAGUCUCGGAGCAGGAAAGAUGGCUGCGAGUAUAUUGAGGGAGGAGUUUCGUCUCAAACAUUUCCGGCUGAACCACCACAAUGACAGGGCCUUCUACUGUGGCCAGUGGAAACUGCCCCACAUCGUGUUUGUGUUGGCUCGAGUGUUACUGGCCGGAUACUCUGUCUACGCCAUGAUCCACCUCGUGGUUAACCACUACGAGAAUGGCAACAAGGGAGCCCUGAUGAGGUUCUUCACUGUCUGGUCUUACAUCCUCCUCAUGAUCCAUCUGGUGUACGCCGCGCUGCUCAGUAUUGUCUUUUUCCGACCCGGCCGACAAGGCAUACAGGGAGACGACUCCGAGAAACAGGCCGGGGUCCCCAUGACCAACAGGAACGCCAUCUCCACCAUCAGUAACGGGGGCAAGGACGGACACACAGCAGAGAACGGACAUAACGGCGGCGUGGUCAUCGGGGAUGGGUCGAAGAAGAAAUCACCAACGCCAGGUGAGCACGAAAUUGUGUUCGGAAACGACACUUCUUUGUCGACGGCGUGGUAUUUCAAACUAUCCUGGGUGUUGUCAAACUUCAUCACCUGCGCCGCUCCAGUAGUGACCAUCAUCUUUUUUGUCGCGAUCUACCCCAAGCAGAACAAAAAUGAGUCGUCUGUGGGCCUGCAAGACUUGAACGUCCACGCUCUCAACUUUGUCUUCGUCGUCGUUGACCACCUCAUCAGCGCAAGACCUGUGAGGCUCCUUCACGCCUACCUUCCCAUCAUCUACGGACUGGUCUACAUCAUCUUCAGCGUCAUCUACUGGUCUACAGAUCACAAAAAUCACGUGGUCUAUGAGAUACUGGACUGGAACAAACCUGGUAUCGCUUUUGCAGUGACCGUGGGCCUUGCUGUUGUCGCCAUACCUCUGUUACAGUUCGCCUUCUUUGGACUCUACAGACUCAAACUUUACAUCUGUAAAAAGGUGCAUGGGUAUGAUCUUGAUUAGACAUUGAGGACGCAUUGUUAGCUCAACUGGUAUCAUGCUGGACGAGAGAGCGGAUGGACCUGGUUCGAAUCCCCUACUUGACGUUUUCAAUUUGGGUUUUGUGGGGAGAAGUUUUUAAGCCUCUCUUCGCUUCUGGCUCAGUUCAAUCAAAAAUGGAGGCCAACUUCGGAAGUCUCGCCUCCUGAAUAACUUCACAGUGUUGAAACGGGCGUUAAACCUAUAGAGCUCGUACAUUAGUUUAGUACAAUGUUUUUGUGAAGGCAGCAGCUGGUCAAAUGUACCGGUUGUAUCUGCCCGAGAUUGAUUUGUUAAUAACCAGCCGUGUAGUUGUGAUAUACAGAGUGAUACUCUCGUUUGUCACUAGGGAAAAUAUACAAUGUUGGGUAAAAGUACAUUUCGACUCCCCAGUCUUAAAUUAUGUUACAUUUUUAAAAAAGCUUCUUUCGAGCUUGACUUCAUGGUGACCCAAAUGUGGUUGUACUUAGAGCAGAGAGACUGUAUGUGUGUACUUGGCUAAAAGUGAGUUUGAAAGGCGGGUGGUGUGGGGGUCUAAGUCUACUUUUACUCAUUGUUGUGUACUUCCUUUAUCCUGGCGUUGUGUACAUUCCCGAGUGGCACCAAAAAAAUAAUACUGGUAUUACUGGUAUCAUUCCCGAACCGUACAUAUCCUGACUUUUCAUAAAAGUCAUUGUAUACUGAAAUUACAAAUGACAGAAUACAUUCAAAACCCUUCAUCAUCAGCUUCACUCCAUAAGUGCUUUUUUACUUAUUUACUUACUUACUUAGUUGGAGAAUAGGCUUCAUUGCAGGCGGCACAAUGCGGUAGCUGCUCCUCC